This is a messenger RNA of Trachymyrmex cornetzi, 5568 nucleotides long. It is a transcript of the gene hwt, whose product is annotated as SH2 domain-containing adapter heavyweight. The record is from RefSeq and is a predicted model, not a curated record. Gene Ontology annotation, molecular function: phosphotyrosine residue binding. The coding region runs from base 1 to 3375 and encodes 1124 amino acids. The transcript is spliced from 9 exons. Lineage: Eukaryota; Metazoa; Arthropoda; Insecta; Hymenoptera; Formicidae.
AUGUGUGCUAUCCGAUCUGCGCCGGCCGCGAGCCCUGAGUCUGAAGCCCCGUGGCUGCAUCCAGCCGGCAGAGAGGUAUCGUUGUGCGACGAUUACAGUCUACCUGUCGACUUUGUGAACAAGAGACGUCCCGCGAGCGCUGCAGCUGCAACGUCCACGGUGCAAUGGACGCUACCUAGUCCUACUGUAGAGAAUGCGGAAAUCGAGGUUGUGGAACAAUACAGCGACCCUAGAGACAGCAAGAGUAAAGCGUACGUGGAACCAGGAGCGGAGUUGUCCUUGCCGACGAUUUACAGCAGAGAAAAUCGUAACUACUGUCGACCGUACACAGAUCCUUCAGCGUCUGGGUCAUCCUGCGAAGACGACGAAAACGGGCGAGCAGUGAUCGUUAGAAAACGAAAGAAUAGUGUCUACGCUUCCUCGGCCCGAGCUCCAUCAGUGGACAGGGACACUUUAACUUCAACCGAUGGUCUACUCGUAGACUGCGUCGCUUUAGUACAUCUCACUGAUCAAUCCCCGACCGAGUCUGCUCAACCCGUGCGUCAUCCAUCGCCAUAUUAUUACGGCGAUCUUUUCAAGAUACCGGAGCAACAGCCCAAAUCGCAGCCAAAUAAAUAUCGUAAGAGCGUCAGUCUCGAUGUACCAGACGAGCGUUCGCGCACACCCGGUUUACCCAAAAGAAACUCGGUAGCGGGUGAUGGAGGAUCGUAUUCAUCUCAGCCACGGCAUUAUCAACAAGCACAACAGCAGUAUCCACCGCCGCCGUUACCGUCGCAAUAUCGCAGUCAGGAUCUAGUGAGCCCCACAUCGGGGAACGAGCAUGGUGUUCCAGGCAGAAACGAGAUCCUCUCGUCGUGCAUCAUCACCGAGUGGGAUCAUACCCUCAUGCCUCCUCAUAGGCUGUUGAGCCAUGAUCUGCCUACCACCGUUUGUACCUGCGUCGCAUCGCCUGAAGAGGAGGAGGAUGAGCUAGACCGACGGCAGCCGCAAGGGGCGCGGCAUCAAGUGCGCAAGCUACGACGUACGCGGAGGAUAGACCCGCAGCUGAUACUCGUCGAGAACGAGGACGACGUGGAGGGUGAGGACGAGGGAGAAGAGGGGGACGAGGAGGACGCGGAGCCUGAGGAAGAGGACGAGGAAGGGAUGGCUAGGCAACGUCACCUCUACGAGACGGCCUUCGACUGCAAGGUCAAUCGCUCCGACGAUGAUCUUGACGAUCUCGAUCGAGUCACUAAUCACGCGGUACUGCAUUCCCAGAUACGAGGUGGUAAUACCGCGCCAGUGAGUAGAACGAGUUCGUCAACGGACACGUCGAAGCAACAACAUCAGCAGUCGCUUCCUUAUGCUGGUCAAUCGCAGUCAAACAAGGAUAGACGUAAAGUCGUACUUCUCCGCCCAAAACCGAUUCCGAGCCGCCUGCAGCAGCAACAGCAACAGCAGCAGCAGCAACAACAGCAGCAGCAACAAUCGCAACAACAGUCAGACAAUAUAUCUACUUUGUCCCAAGAUAUCGAGUCCCUCCAGAUCAAUUCAAGCGACGAGAAAACCGGAUCGCCGAGAUUACCAGCACGUGAUUAUACACCGUCACCACCGUCGACCGCACCCUUACCCGCGAAAUUUCACGGAAACCGAGAUCAUUUGCUGUUGAACAUUCGCAGCGCGCCAAAUUUACCUUCGCAACAAGAUCAUCCCCGUUUGAAGGACAUGAGAUUACCGGUAAAAUCGUUGUUGCGCGCCAAAGAAUCACCGCAGAGUAGCGAGGGCAGCAUUCUUGAAAUCAAGAGUCGACCAAAGACCUUCGUCCAGGAGAACAUUGAUUCUUCACAGGGCCGGCGAUUUGAUAAAGAGCUCAUACUGGAGUUCAAGGACAGGCCCCGGGAGGAGAGACAACGACCACGCAGUCUGAUUCGCGAGAACAGGCCAAUAAUGGAGUUCAAGGGUAGGCCCCACGAAGCGGAAGGUGAUCUUGCACGACCGCGAAGAGACGCUGGCCUUUUAGAGUUCAAGUUACGUACUUCGAGGCGUCGCAUUGGUUACUCCAGUACGGAGAGCAUGGCGACCAGUAGCAGCGGCGGUAGUAUGGAGUCCAUCAGAAGUAGUACUAGCGAGGGCAACAGAUCGACCAGCAGUUCCGACAGUCGGCACAGCACCAGAUCACUGAGCUCUCAUAGUUCCGACAGCGGCGGCACCAACUGCUACCAUCAUCAUCAUCAUCAACAGCCGUCGCUACCUGGCUUUCUAAACCAUCACGCCACCAAGUUGCAUAUCCUCUCGCCAAUCUCCGACAAGUCGUCGCAAGAGCCGGCCUCGGAGACUUCCGACAACAAUCGCAACAAUAACUCACAGAAGGCCUCGCCCGAGGAGAACAUUACCGCGGAGAAUAACGUCACUGCAGGCAACAACACCAACACGAACACAGUCACUUCGCCUAUGGACACGUCUUUUAAGAAGCGACGAACGCCGCAAAAUAAGAAUCUUAUUAAUCUUGCUUUGCAGUCGUCGUCGUCGGGCGAUGCGGAAAUCCAGGGUUCAGACAGCGGUAUAUCCAUUGAGUCCCGCGCUGGUAUCAAGUGCAAACCUUUCGGGUUCCAUCUGUUAAAGCCGCAGCUUGACAAUAUUAAUUUCGUUGCCAAUGAGCCGGAACUCUCGGAUCUACCUUUCGACAUGCCGAAGCUACGUAGAAGACGGCUGCUGAUGCAACAAGAUGCCACUACAUCCGGAAGUGCGACCAGUGUAGACUUAAGAGAUCUACCCUUUGAUAUGCCGAAACUCAGGAAACGUCUCAGAUGUACUCAGAGUACCGAAUCCAGUGCGUCUCAGGCGUCGUCCAGUCUCUCGGUACGCGACGUGGAGCCGCCUCUUUUAUUUGGCGGCGGUCUGGCGCGUCCGAAGAUGACUCUGAAUCUGGAUGCCAGUAGUAUUGCAGCGGGAACGAGUGCGAAUUCGGGCGGUCAAUUGGUACCGAAAAAACCUGGUGGCCUAAGCCUCGGUUUACCGCUGGAAAUCAACACCGCUCGAAUAUCAGCUGAUCUGGUUGAUGUGGAGCUUCCAUUGGAGAGACAAGGAUGGUAUCACGGCUCUAUCACACGCAUCGAGGCAGAGGGUCUUCUGCGAGUUCACCAAGAAGGAAGCUAUCUGGUGAGGAACAGCGAGUCGACCAAACAAGACUAUUCUCUAUCCCUGAAGAGCGCCCGUGGUUUUAUGCACAUGCGCAUCCAGAAGAACGAAGAGCUGAACGCAUACAUUCUGGGGCAGUUUAGCAAACCGUUCGAAAACAUACCGGAAAUGGUCCGUCAUUUCAGCGUGAAUCGUCUUCCGAUACGCGGUGCCGAGCACAUGUGUCUCCUGCACCCAGUCAUAGUUCAGCUUUUGUAGCGCAUCUAUCGUAGCGCCAUUUAAGGCGCUGUGAUUUUGAUAAUCUGUUUUCUUUUUUUCCCGACGAGUGCCGAAGCGCGCGAUUGCGAAUGAACGGUAAGCUUGAUAUAGCGAACGAGAUGUAGGAAAUAUUAUUCUCAAACAAGGGAGUCUUCCGAGAGUCCGCGAGACGUGGUUGACCCAUGAGAUUCUCCGUAUCAAUUCGCAUUCUGGUUGAAUGAACCGUUCCGCACGAAGAGCGUCAGAGAUAAUGGACAAUAAUAGCAUCGACGAGGAAUACCGCUUCGUCGCGAAAUGUUAGGGGAAGUACAGUACAAAAGUAUAAACGAUGACAUUGAGCGAAGCUGCUCAACGAAUAUACAGUGCGAUCGAUCAGACGAGAACGUCCAGGUCCGUGCAAUUUGUUGGGAGAGGCCGGUAUUAAACUAUGUAUGAGGAAUCUCAGGUCGCUCCAAGUGAGGAUACUUGCUCACAACGUCAUCUUUUUGACAACACUUUACUUUCGCAUGUCUAGUCCAAGUUUAUAGUCCAAGUUUUUAUUGCACAAUAAAAUUAGAGUCAAUAGGAGCAGUGAAUGCUUCCCUCCUCCUUUGCCUCUCGGACUCGAAAGCGUAAAGAUCGGUGUCCUACAUGCUUCGUCUUCCUUAAAAACAUCGCGCAAACCUACCUCAUAGGCAAACGCAUGCAUCGCGGCACGAUGGAGAAACGUAUCAGAAAUUGCGGUAUUAGAAAUUGUAAGAUUGUCUGGGGAACGAAAUUACUUGAAACAGAUACGAAUUAUCGUUCAAUAUGCAGUGGCGACCGUUGAUAACUCUCAUGAAGGCUAUAAUGAAUUCGGGAUCGACGAUUCUAGCAGAACGUAUACGCGAGAACGUUCUUGAAGACGUUUUUCCCGACGAUUGUUCCUCGAAUCCGCGACUAUGCGAAUUCUAUGAAAGAAAUCUUUCAAAUGGGAUCAGAAAUGCUGCUUUACGAAACGGUAUAAUUUAAGUAUGAAGGAAAAGUGCGAUGCGCGUAUUUAGAUUCACAUAGUAUGCUGCGUAGAAGCAGCCCGACGUUGAAGCCAAAGUAAAACUAAUCCUAAUAUCCAGUCGGGGAACGUAGCGCAGAGGCUGUAGGCUGGAUACGCGCAGCAAGCGCGAAUAAAAUGCCAAACUUUACUUCUAAUCGUAAUCAUUUAGUCAGGGUUUAGUUGUCCGUCUCAUCGUUGAUAAGUGAUUAAGUAGGCUUAGAACUAAGCAAGCGUAUGACAGUCAGUUGGCUUGGUUAUGAAUCUUAGGUGAGGCGAAGAAAUUGCGAGUCGAAGAAAAUAAUGAGUGUUUUUUUCGCAAAACGACACGAGCGACGGUAUUGUGAUUGGAAACGUGAGGAAAGUGGAAAAAGAUGAUAAUGAUCAGGCAGUCUGAAUCAUCGAUGGCUCGUCAUAUGAGUCAUCCGUCCGAGAGUCCACGAGGACACUCGAGAAAGAUUUUUGCGAUAGGAUGCAACCGAUACAUAUUUUUUCAUGUGAUAUUAAUUUGUUACAGAGAUAGCCUAGUUUCACCUGUGAUCUGUUACUUAAUUCCCCUUAUCCGCGCGCGCGUCGGCGCUGUCGCGCGAGCGCGCGCGAUAACGAUAAUAAAAUAAUUAAACUUGCUAUUAUUAUUACGUAGAAUCAGCAACGACGCGUCACUCAGACGCGAUGAUGAGACGUCCGUGGUGUCACAAUAAUUUUUCAAAUUAGAAAUUCGAUUCGCAGAGGUUGUGAGCGAAUUUUCGUUGGCCGCGCAAGCAAGAGAAGUUUUGCUUAAUAUUAAGUAGUGACGUAGGGAACCUACGGUGAGAAGUAGCGAGUGCCAGUUGCAUCGUGUUGUAAAAAUUACCCGAUACUCUCGUUUGAUUUAAUUGUUUAAUCCGUGUAUACGAAGUAAGGUAUUAAUUCCCUUAUCAAAGCUGAUGUUUAAAUUCGUGAUCAUUGAAACACUUGAAUUAUGAGCGAGGCACUCUCUACUUUCGCAUCUAAUUAGGUUGAGUGUAAUUUAUACGUCGUAUUUUAAGCUGCCAGUAUUAUUAACUGUAAUCGAUAAUGCAUAUCCACACAUAUAUGUUAAUGUUUAAGACAUUAUAUUAUCUCUAUAGCCCGAUCAUCGACACUAUAAUCUAUACAUAUUUAUUUCUUCUAUUAUAUUUAUUACAUUGAAUAUGAUGAUGAAA